Pectinophora gossypiella (pink bollworm) is the source of this 3812-nucleotide messenger RNA. RefSeq names its product trans-Golgi network integral membrane protein 2-like. The transcript is spliced from 4 exons. The coding region runs from base 142 to 1617 and encodes 491 amino acids. Lineage: Eukaryota; Metazoa; Arthropoda; Insecta; Lepidoptera; Gelechiidae. The record is from RefSeq and is a predicted model, not a curated record.
GAAUGUCAGUACUGUCAGUCAAUCGUAGUAUCGCAAUCGAGUCGUAAAACCAACAAAACCAGAAUUCUGUGUGUCCAAGGAUUCCAAGGAAGCUUAAUCGUGUAUUAUUUGUAUAAUCUAGAACGCAAUCAGUAUUUCAAAAUGUAUUGCAACGUUCUAGCAUUAGCGUUAUUAAUUACGUAUAGUGGAAGCUUAGGAGUGAUUCGUGGCUUGACUAUUCCUCAAAGCACAGAUAACGGUUCACUAUUCGACUCGUUGACUGCACUUGCAAAAGAUUGCGGAAAUUCAUUUUUAUCAUCUCAAAUCAAUGCUCAUCUCGAAGAGUGCACAGUUGUCGUACCUCCGUACAAUGAGAAACAGUUUGAAUGCUUGAUAUUUUAUGAUAUAAACAAACAACUAUGCGAUGCAGUUACUGUCUCAAAGUUGCCUUUGAACGAAGAUUAUACGAAUAAAAUAAAUGAGGCCGUAGAGGUUGGAACCGUCUGUACUGGCGCCAAAGAGUGGAAUUUCCUGAAUUUAACUGAGUAUCCAAAGUAUGUCGGAACUGCUAGUAAAGUUUUUAAUAACCAAAUAACUUGCGUAAAAAUAUGUGGCGUCGACGACGUUAUGAGCCAAGAUACAAAUUUCUUUUGUAAGUACUACAAAUGGGGUUCAGAUAUGCUGAAAAAUAAAAUAGUAGGAGUUCCAUCAGCAGUGAGUAGUGUAUAUUCCACAGUGUCUAAUCAACCUACACCUGAGACUCAAGGUAAGCCACAACCUGAUAUUGUGCCAGGGAAUGAGAGUAAAGUCAGUCCUGCCUUAGUUUCAAAUGUUGAAUCCAUUUCUAAUAAAAUCCCUAAAGAGCUGGAAACUGCUAAGUCAGUGAAAAAUCAGGAUGAUACUGUUAAAGUUGAAGAACCAAUCCUGAAACCCGACAAUCUGCAACCAUCAUCUACUAUAAAGCAAAUAGAAAAUAAUAAACAGAUCUCCGAUAACUCGGAUGUGGAAGUUAACAAGGCUAAGAAUUUAAAACCAUUGGAAUCUGCCCCAACUAAUGUAGAGCUAAGUAAUGAGGGUCUAGAUAAACCGUCUGCUGCUGCAAUUGAUCCAGAGCUGAAAGAUGAAGAGGAAGAAAAAGAGGAUGAUCAGCCAGCUAAAAUACCGGCAAUAAAUGUUAAGGAUGUUGCAGCCAAAAAUAAAAUAGAUGAUGACUACCAGGAUACCGAAGAAGGUAAGGAAGGCCUUCCUGAAGGAAGCGAAGAUGGGGACGAUCCAAUGUUGGGAGAGGUUGAUACCAAACCCGAUACAGUCAGCAAGACUAAGAAUAAUAAGAUUGAAACUCCCAUGUCUUUUGCUGGGGAAAGAGAGUUCUACCCGAACACAAUCCCAGAUGGGUUUGCAGAUGACGACGAUCAUUUCUUCCCAUUCUUCUUAACUGCGGUCAUCUUGGUUGUUCUGCUAUAUGUGCUUUAUCAUAACAAGAGCAAAGUCAGUAAAGUGUUCCUGGGAUUGAUAGUAGAAGGCCGGCAGCCCGGACGCCGUCGUAACAGUCGCGGGCACGCCUACCGCCGCCUCGAUACAUUGGAACAAGCCAUGAGCACAAACUCAAGCGCGCCGCCAAGCAAAAUCAUUUACUGAAUCCACUGAACUUAGCUAGUAGGUAAAACUUUCUCUCCUAUGGUAUGGAAUUAGAUUUUACGACAAUAGCAUUACUACGAGGGAGGCGUUUUUCAACCGAAGUGUUUUACACUAAUUAGUUAUAUUCGAAAGAAAAAUAUUUUACAUUACUACAAGUUACUUAUCUGUAAGUUCUGUAACAAAGUAGAAAUGCACGUCUGCCGUCCACUUUAGUACACCCGUGUCAAAGUGACAAUAGUACCUACUAUUGAUCUAUUGUUUUAAUGAAACAAAGAAAUAGUAAAUAGCCCAGGUAUUUAUAAAGUCUGUUCAUGUUUUAAUUACGUAUAAUCUGCAAGAGCGGUUAUCGUUUUUAUCAUACCUAUUGUAAGCAUUUUUCAAUCUACCUUACGGUCCUACGUCUGUCGUACCUGAUAGGCCUCCAAGCGUUGCGCAAUAGGUUAAAUGGCUGACUGUAGUCACUGCUAAAGGUCAAACUGUCAGAUUGAUCACUGAUAGUCUGAUUGCCUAGUAAUAAAUACUAUGUUCUAAAUGAUAUUUUUUUUAUAGCACUUACCCCUGCUUAGUGAAACUCGUCCCGGUUUGACAAGAGCUACGGUUUCAAGUCCCGUUCGAGUCAGAUUUUUUUCGAUUUUCUCUUUAUACUAUGUUCUGUUACAUUAGUGUCUAUUCGGGCGCACUCAAUUUUGUUUGUCUGUCUGUCAAACUAAUUAAGUUUGAUAAGGUAUGAGAUAUUAUAACUUUUCAGCGCAUAACAAACUUAAUUUUAAUUCAGUUAGACAGUUCUAAAACUAUCUGUGUUCAGUUCUAAAACACUCGUCGUAAGUAAAGACCGGCACUAUAUUUAGUGUUACCGGACCAAAAUAAAAUUCAGUUUUUUCCGGCACCAGUAUGAUCUGAGAACAAAAAAGAUAUGGUGAGAAUCUGCGAAUUUGAAAUCUUACGUUGACCUGGCCGCGUUGUUCUAUUAUUAUUGCUGUUCCAUUCUAUACCUACAGGUACGUAACAAAAAGUUUAUAAAUAUUCAAAAAAUAACUUGAUAUGUGGUUGUUUAUAAAAUGACGUUAGACACAACACACAUCAUUGUAUGCAUACGUAAGCGUUGGUAACUGAAUGACCUCAGCUUCCAAUGUUUAUAUGCAUAUUACACUACAGGUUUAGUCUGGGCAUUACUGUUGCAUCAUACAAUUUAUAAAUAAUAAAACUAUUGAACAAUCGCAAAACAAGUAAUGUUGUUUUAAGAAAAGGCACAAACGUGAGGAAGCGUGCAACUAUUUUAAACUUUAGUAUCUAUUGCAUAACAUUUUGUAAUAAUAAUUCCAUACCAUAAGAAGCCUCAAGGAUAAAUUUGAUUGCCACAGUUGAAGAACAUAAGUGGUGUAGUGAUGUCUUCUUAGAUUUGUAGUUUUGUAUGAAAUCUAGUCUGUAAAGUUUAGUAUAUGACCCUUAUGAAUACUUUAGUUUGGACAAUGAACUGAUCUAGGGACUUUUCUUCUUGAAUUUAUUACGCGUAAAUUAACUAAGUAGAGAAGCCUUGUCACUUGGUAUUAUGACUCAUUUUUCUUUUUAAGAGUCCGUGGCACCUACCUCAUAUUCAAAAUUAUUAAUUCAAGGAUAAACAUGUUGGAGAUCAAUAUUUGAAGAACAGUUUAAACUUUCUUUCAUCAGAUCCAAUACGAUAAUAUUAUUGCCGAAUAUCCAAAAUGAAUAUAUCAUUUAUUGAUCUAUCUUCACCAAAUGUAUACUACCUACCUUAAGAAAAUCGAUAUGCUGUGACUGCAGCAUUUAUAAAACUUUGACACUCCAAGUUUUAUAGAUACUUGCUAGUCAUUAGUUUGUUGGCGGAAAUAUGAUUCGCCGCUGCCGGCCCGUUGUCAUUUAUUAUUAAUGGAUCCUAUUAACUGCCAGUUAUAGGAGGUAUUAUUGACUCUAAAAUCACUUCUGUUUAUUUCAAUGAAAUAACUACACCACUUAUACAAUCGGCAACAAGUACAAUACUAGGUGUAAUAGGAAUUAUAUAAAAUUUCAUAUUAAUCAAGAUGUACUUUAUUUUUUUGGAUAAAGCUGUGAUUUUUUUUUGUUUCGAGAAUUCAAACUGCUUAUUUUAACUUAAACUUGUUCUUAAGCAUUAUCUAAGGUAACUUAUUAAUUUAAUUGUUCCUUCAAACCAUCAAUAUAAAGUAGAUUACGAUCUC